Messenger RNA from Dentiscutata heterogama, 355 nucleotides. Lineage: Eukaryota; Fungi; Glomeromycota; Glomeromycetes; Diversisporales; Gigasporaceae. The record is from the annotation of a GenBank genome assembly.
AUGUCUGAAGAGCCUCAAAAAAUUAAUAGACCUCCUUUCCCUCCACGCUCACUCAAUUUCUCUGAAAUUGUUAAUGAAUCUUUAAAGAAGUAUAAAACUGGAAAGAGUUCAAAAACCCCAAACGCAUACCUCUUAUAUCGUAAGGAGUAUACAGCUACGUUUAAAAAUUCUAAUCUUGGGCACAUUUCGACGCUAUCGAGUGAAGCGUGGAAUUCCGAACCACAUGAAAUAAAACUGGCAUACAAACAAUACGCAGAACGAAUUAACGAGUUUGUGAGAAGAGAAAUACCGUACUGCUUUGUCGCCAACAAAGCAGAUCGAAGUUCAGAAAACUCGGACGAUGAUUCCGAAACCG